This is a messenger RNA of Arabis nemorensis, 228 nucleotides long. Lineage: Eukaryota; Viridiplantae; Streptophyta; Magnoliopsida; Brassicales; Brassicaceae. The record is from the annotation of a GenBank genome assembly.
AUGGGAAUUUCUUCUCAGAGUAGUGUGUGGCAGGCCUACUUUGCGAAGGAUUGGCAAAUCCCCUCAAGGUCCAGAAACGGCAUGAUUAGAAAUGUGUGUGCACUUCUAAGGGAUUCUAACCCUCCUGACAUUAGCAGGGGCUCGGAUAUCUACUACUGCUCCGAGCUUUUCAACGAAUACAACCUGGGACACAAUAAGGCCACGCGAGCAGAAGAAAAAUUGGAUUAA